AUGAAACUUGAUGAUUCAAUUGAUUUCAACGAGAUUAAUAAAAUACCAUUACCAAUGACUCAAGAUCAAUUAGAUAAUAUGGAACAUAAAAUACUAUAUAGACAAAUUAAAUCAGUAAAAGUUGGAGAAUUAGAAAGAUUUAAAAUACAUUUUAAACCUCAUGCAGAUGGAGAUGAAAUUGUUUUACCACCUACUUUAUGGGUUAAAGUUAAAAAUUUAGAACCUGUUUCUAAAAGAGCUAUUUAUUUGGCUGGUCCAUAUAUUUUAUACGUUGACUGUCGACUGUCAGAUUAUGAUCCAAAUGUUAAGUAUUUCGUAACGGCAGAUCAACCAGUUUUUGAACCACAAUUACUACCGGGUCAAUCGUUUUAUGUACAAUUAUCAUGUCAUACUUUAAAAAAAGAUUAUUCUUGGAUAGUGGAUGUUGUUUCACAAAUAAUUUUUAAUACCAAAAUUAUGAUAGAUUUUGAAAUUACUGUGGGGACUUCAAAACAAAUAUUACAUGAUGCUGCACAACCAAAUAAUAGAGUUUUAAAUUCAGAUAAAAUUGGAAGUUUCCACCCUUUGCUAAGUGUUAGUGAAUGGGAUACAAAAGAUUUAUGGAACUUACCAGUGCUACAACGAGGUAAACCCAAGCAUCUAGUAAUACUAACACAUGGAUUACAUUCAAAUGCAAGUGCUGAUAUGAUAUUCUUAAAGGAGCAAAUUGACAAAUCUGCUAGAAACUUUAAUGCAAAUGAAGAUGAAGAAGUUGUUGUAAAAGCAUUUUUUGGAAAUAUAGGUAAAACAGAACGUGGUAUUAAAUAUUUGGGAAGUAGAGUUGCAGAAUAUAUUAUUCAGUUAGUAACUGAAAAUGAAAUGUUAAAUAAUGGACAAGUUAAUAAAAUCUCAUUUAUUGGUCAUUCUUUGGGAGGUUGUGUACAAACUUUUGCAAUAGCUUACUUGAAAGUUAAUUUUCCAUGGUUUUUUGAUAAAAUCAGACCCAUAAAUUUUAUAACAAUAUCAUCUCCAUUGUUGGGAGUGGUUAAUGAAAAUCCAUUAUAUGUCAAAUUAGUUUUAACUGCUGGAUUUGUGGGGAAAACGGGUCAAGAAUUAGGUUUGAAAUACCUUGAAAAUAACUCGAAACCAUUAUUAUUAUUACUACCAACGGGAUCUACUCAUAAAAUACUAAAGAAAUUCAAAAGAAGAACAGUUUAUGCAAAUGCUUUAAAUGAUGGUAUAGUGCCAUUGAGGACAUCUUCAUUAUUGUACCUUGAUUAUAAAGGAUUAGCACCAUUACUUAAACCAGAUAACCACUUGGAAGAUAGUGAACAUACUGGAAAAGUACCUAAAUCAGUUGAAAAGGAAAACGCAUUUUCACCAAUACAAACUUUUUUAUCAUAUUUCAUGCCUCAAAAACAAAAAGGUGAUGGUGAACAAUAUAAGAAUUUCCAAACAACAAUUGAUGGUACUGCAGCAAAUGAUGAAGACAAUGAAGGUGGUGACGAGAAAAGAGAAAUUGGUGGUAUACCACAUCUGACAUUUAUGAGUAGUGCUGCUUCAUUAAUUUUACCACCUUUACCAUCAAUGAAAUAUAUUAUAGAUCCAACAUCAAGAGAAAGUACGAUAAUUCAUGAUAAAGUCUAUUAUGAAAAGGAUUUACCCAGACGUAAAUCUGUUGCUGGUGCAUCAUUUGAAAAUGGUUCCGAUACUUCAAUAAGGAAAAAAUUAAUGGAUAGUAUAGAUUAUGAUAAUUUGGAAUAUAUUGAAGAAGAAAUAGCUCGUGAAUACCAUAAGAAUAUGGGUUGGAGAAAAGUUAUUGUAAAAUUAAAACCAGAUGCUCAUAAUAACAUCAUUGUAAGAAGAAGAUUUGCAAAUGCUUAUGGAUGGCCAGUAAUCCAACAUUUAGUAGAAAAUCAUUUUUCACACGAACUUUUGAUGAAGGAUAAGUCCACUACAACAGAACAGCCACAAAUGAAUUCAAUAUCAAGUAAUGAUUCAUUAGAUGAAGAAAUAGAUUUAACAAAAUUGAUUUCUAGAGAUGUAAUGAUUCGAAAGAAUCAUGAAAUUGAUGAAACAACAACCACAGAAGAAGAAAAUAGUAUAAAUACAGCAUGGAUAAAUUCAAAAGAUAAUGCAGAAAGUUUAUUUUCUUUAGGAGUUACUGGUUUAUUAGGUGAAGUAACGGGGAUGUUUGGGGAUUUUAGAGAUCAAUUAUAUAAUUAUAGUAUUAAUCCACCGACUUUACCGUUAAUUGGACAAAUUCCUAUACCGGCUUCAUUAGCAUCUCCUGAUAAUAUUAGAAGAUUAUCAAAUUCCCAAAAUAAUAAGGGUAAUGUUGAUGAUUCUGGAGAUUUAGGUAUGGGUAAUGGGAUAAUGAAUGAAUUUAUAUAA
This is a messenger RNA of Lodderomyces jiufengensis, 2373 nucleotides long. Its product is annotated as putative lipase. The record is from RefSeq and is a predicted model, not a curated record. The transcript is spliced from 2 exons. Gene Ontology annotation, molecular function: monoacylglycerol lipase activity. Bases 1 to 2373 code for a protein of 790 amino acids. NCBI's taxonomy places the organism in Eukaryota, Fungi, Ascomycota, Pichiomycetes, Serinales, Debaryomycetaceae.